AUGAACGAAUCCCCCAUUGCCGUCUCCAAAACCCCAUCUGGAAUCACUACCAUCACAAUCACUCGCCCCCACCGCCGCAAUGCUGUCAAUCCGUCCACCGCCCGCGCACUGUACUCUGCCUUCAUUGAUUUCGAAGAGGACACCUCGCAGAAAGUCGCUAUUCUUGCCGGCUCCGAGGGGGCCUUUUGCGCCGGCGCGGACCUUGUCGACCUGACGGCACAAUCCAAGCAAGAUCCAGCCACUCUAGACCCGCUGGAUAGAGAUCAUCUGCAACCAGUCCAAAAUCGCAACUGCGGUCCAAUGGGUCCGUCAAGGUUGCAGGUGAAGAAACCCGUUGUCGCCGCAGUGGCGGGCCACGCCGUUGCCGGCGGCCUUGAGCUGAGCCUUUUGGCUGACAUGAGGGUGGUGGAAGAGGACGCAAUAUUUGGCGUCUACUGUCGCCGCUGGGGCGUGCCCUUGAUAGACGGCGGAACAGUCCGCUUGCAAGCUAUUGUUGGCUUGGGACGGGCAUUGGACAUGAUUCUCACUGGCCGACCAGUUUCGGCGCAGGAAGCUCUGUCCAUGGGUCUUGCGAAUAGGGUCGUUCCCAAGGGCAAGGCGCUUGAAGAAGCCACGAAAAUCGCAGAGUUGCUGCUGAGGUUUCCUAAUGCGUGCAUGAACGCUGACCGGAACUCUUGCUACUAUGCGGCAUAUGGUGCUGAGAGCUUUGAAGAUGCAAUGAGGAACGAGUAUGACCACGGGGUCAAGGUAUUGCAGUCGGAGAGUAUCGCAGGUGCUGCUCGAUUUGCCGGUGGUCUAGGAAGACACGGCGGGUUUGACAAGUUGUGA
This is a messenger RNA of Fonsecaea multimorphosa CBS 102226, 828 nucleotides long. RefSeq lists its product as uncharacterized. Gene Ontology annotation, molecular function: catalytic activity. Lineage: Eukaryota; Fungi; Ascomycota; Eurotiomycetes; Chaetothyriales; Herpotrichiellaceae. The coding region runs from base 1 to 828 and encodes 275 amino acids. The record is from RefSeq and is a predicted model, not a curated record. The transcript has a single exon.